AUGUCCACUUCCCCAACCUCACACCUCGAGCAAUCGAGCAAACUAGCUGAGGAAUUGGCUACGCCAGAUAAACCACCAUUCGAUCCCCAUGGCUCUGCGCCUGCCAAGACGCGCGCCGCGCUGCGUAAGGUCGUUCUCGACUUCCCCGCGUCCAGCGAGGGGUUUACUGGACGACAGGCGACUGCAAAUGUGAAGGAGUCGCUAAAAUGGGGGACGAAGAUUGUGGGUGGUGUCAAGCCUGGUGUUGAGGGGGAACAUUUGGGUCUUCCUGUUUUCCCGUCUGUGAAGGUGGCUCAGGAGAUGGCUAAGCCGGAUGCCUCGGCGAUUUAUGUGCCCGGUAACCAGACCGCAAAGGCCAUUGAGGAAGCUAUCGAGGCAGAGAUUCCGCUGGUCGUAGCUGUGGCUGAACAUGUUCCGAUUCACGAUAUCCUUCGGAUCCACUCCAUGCUGCAAACCCAAUCCAAGACCCGUCUCGUCGGCGCAAACUGCCCCGGUAUCAUCUCCGCUAUUGGAAAAUGUCGUAUCGGCUUCCAGCCCCUACCCUGCUUUGCCCCUGGCAAAGUCGGAAUCGUGGCCAAGUCAGGAACACUGAGCUAUGAGACCGUUGCUUCGACGACCCGAGCUGGUCUUGGGCAGAGUCUGUGCAUCAGUAUGGGGGGUGAUGUGUUGGCUGGUACCAACUUCGUCGAUGCGUUGAAGAUCUUUGAGCACGAUGACGAUACCCAAGGUAUCAUUCUUGUUGGUGAGAUUGGUGGUACGGCGGAGAUGGAUGCUGCGGAAUGGAUUCGCGAUUAUCGCCGGCGGACUGCUAGCCCUAAACCCAUCAUGGCGCUGGUUGGUGGAUUGGAAGCGCCUCCUGGUCGUAUCAUGGGACACGCUGGAGCUUGGGCUGCGCCGGGAGAGCCGGAUGCGCAGACAAAGUAUCAGGCGCUGGAGCGGGCUGGUGCUGUCAUGGUCAACCACCCAGAGAAGUUUGGCGAGGGUAUGAGGACUCUGCUGGGUGGCACUAGCCGGCCAGGUGCAAACACCUUUUCAGGGGCUGGCUCCCAGAAGCGUGGCUUUCAUACCAUGAGGCGUGUCAACCCGGCUCAGAGGACAGUUCAGCAGAAGCGGGGCUUAUAUAUCAAGCAGUUCCAAGCAUUCGACAUCUUGAAAGAGAAAUCUGUUCGAGUCAACGAAUCUGCUUCCAAGUCUGACGCAUCUAUUUCCAUCUCUGUUGACCGUACAGCUCUUUCACCAUGCAUCGUCGCCUCUCCAACCACCGAGUUUGACGCCUCUCAGUCUCGUCGAUUCCCUUUCAGCUACUCGCAAUCCAGCUUCGACCAAAGUCCCCUCAUUGCAGAAGUAGCUUCGCACAUGGGCGUUCCUGUCUCAGCCCAAGCUGAACUCUCCGCCUUGGUCCAGGAAUUGUGGAAUAUUUUCAAGGAGAAAGAGGCAUUUGUGCUCGAGACGCAGAUUGGAAUGUCCGCUGACGGAAGCCUGGAGGUUCACGGCGCAAGAUUCGGCUUCGAUGAUGCCGCUUACCGCAGUUCCGGUCGUCAAGAGGAAAUUCACCAACUGCGCAACACCGCUGAAGAAGCCCCGGAAGAAGUUGAGGCUGAGAAAGAUGGAAUCGUCUACGUCAAGCUUGAAGGCGAAGGCAGCAUCGGCACACUAGUCAACGGAGCCGGUCUCGCAAUGAACACAGUCGACGCACUUACUUUCCAUGGCGGCCACUGCGCCAACUUCCUCGACACCGGCGGCAAGGCUACAUCCGAGACAGUCAAGUCUUCAUUCCGAAUUAUCUGCUCCGAUCCCCGUGUGAAGGCUGUGUUUGUUAAUAUCUUUGGCGGAUUGACUCGCUGCGACAUGAUCGCCGAGGGUAUCAUCCUUGCUUUCCGGGACCUGAAUAUGCAGGUACCCGUUGUGGUGCGACUGCGUGGGACUAACGAGGAGCUUGGGCAGAAGAUGAUUGCCGAAAGUGGUCUGCCUUUGCAUGCUUUUGAUGGAUUCGAGGAUGCGGCGAAGAAGAUUAUCUCGCUGGCUCAGUGA
This is a messenger RNA of Penicillium argentinense, 2031 nucleotides long. RefSeq names its product putative succinyl-CoA synthetase subunit alpha. Lineage: Eukaryota; Fungi; Ascomycota; Eurotiomycetes; Eurotiales; Aspergillaceae. The record is from RefSeq and is a predicted model, not a curated record. Gene Ontology annotation, molecular function: succinate-CoA ligase (GDP-forming) activity; succinate-CoA ligase (ADP-forming) activity. The coding region runs from base 1 to 2031 and encodes 676 amino acids. Gene Ontology annotation, biological process: tricarboxylic acid cycle. The transcript is spliced from 10 exons. Gene Ontology annotation, cellular component: mitochondrion; succinate-CoA ligase complex (ADP-forming).